Messenger RNA from Monoraphidium neglectum, 2250 nucleotides. RefSeq lists its product as hypothetical. Bases 1 to 2250 code for a protein of 749 amino acids. The record is from RefSeq and is a predicted model, not a curated record. Gene Ontology annotation, biological process: cellular response to calcium ion; regulation of stomatal closure; de-etiolation. The transcript has 7 exons. Lineage: Eukaryota; Viridiplantae; Chlorophyta; Chlorophyceae; Sphaeropleales; Selenastraceae.
AUGCUGCCGGGGCGUGGCACAACCGGCCUUGCUCGCGGCGAUGCAAAGGUCUCAAAUGGCCUAGCCGGAGGGGCUCGCUUGCUUCUGCCAAACGAGGCCGUCGCAGAUGCGCUCGCCGAUGCGGCCCCCCUCGCGUUGCCGCUGCUCGACCUGCCGGGCCCGCCGGCCGCGCAAUCGGCCCCUGCCGACGCCGCCCCCUCUGAGGGCGUGGGCGACCUGGUAUCUGGCGCGCUAGAUCAGGUGUCAGACGCCGCCACGCAGCUGACAGAGAAGGCCGCUGACCUGGCGGACGCCGCCGGCGAGGUGGCCGCGCAGGCAGCGAGCGGCGCGGCCGCGGCGGCGGAGGGCGUGGUGAGCUCGCUGGCUGGCCUGGCCGACGGAUUCAAGGACGCGGUGGGCGGCGCGCUGGGCGACAGCUUGGGUGACAGUGUUGGCGGCCUGGCCGACGGACUGAAGGGCGCGGUGGGUGGCCUGGGUGACAGCUUGGGCGACAGCGUGGGCGGUCUCGCUGACGGAUUCAAGGGCGCAGUGGGAGGCCUGGGUGACAGCGACAGCGCCGGCGGCACGGCGGGCGGCGUGGGCGGCGCGCUGGGCGGUGCGGCGGACAGCGUGGGCGACGCGCUGGGCGACUCGCUGGGCGGAGCGGUAGACGACGUGGGCGGCGCGCUAGGCGGCGCAGCAGACAGCGUGGGCGGUGCGCUGGGCGGCGCGCUGGGCGGUGUGGGUGGCGCGUUGGGCGGCGCAGCGGACAGCGUGGGUGGCGCGCUGGGCGGCGUGGGCGGCGCGCUGGGCGGCGCCGCUGGCACCGUCAAAGGUGCUGUGGGCGGCGUAGCGGACGGUGUCUCAGGCGCCCUGGGCGGCGUGGGCAGCAGCGUCUCGAGCGCGCUGGGCGGCGCGGCGGCCGGCGCGGCGGCCGGCGCGUCGGGCGCGCUGUCUGUGGCCAAGGGGCAGCUGGAGGGGGUGACGAGCACUGUCCAGGCCGGCCUGGGGGACGCGACAGCGGUCGCGGCAGGCGCGCUGGGCCAGGCGACCGACGCGGUGAGCGGCGCCGUGGGCGCGGUGGCAGACACUGUGGGCGGCGCCGCCAACAGCGCCGCCGCCGCCGUCCAGGGGGCGACCGGCGCGGCGACGGCGCAGGUCGCGGCGCUCGCGGGGCAGGUCACCUCGGCCGUCGACGCGGCGGCCGCCCAAGCCCUCGGCGCGCUGCCCGAGCCCGCGCGCGACGCACUGCUCGCCGUCGGCGGCGCGGCGGCGGCAGGCGCGGCCGUGGUCGCGGAGCACCCCCGGGCGGCCGCGGUCGCCGCGACGGCGGUGGGGGUGCAGGCGGCGGUGUCGUGGUACCAGGCGCGCUACGCGGGGUACGCGGGCGAGGCGUCGCCGGAGCAGCUGGCUGCGCUGCUGCAGGAGGGGGACGCGCUGCUGGUGGACAUCCGCAGCCCCGCGCAGCGCGAAGCGGAGGGCGUGCCGGAGCUGAAGCUCGGGGCGCGCUUUAAGGUGGUGGCCUUCCCCGUGGAGGAUGACGUGGUGCCGUCGCGCGUGGCCAAGCUGGUGGGCAACGUGCCGGAGCUCAAGCUGCUGACCAGCGCGGCGCUCAUCGCCGGCCUCAAGCAGGUCAAGGGCCCCAUGACGCGCGUGGUGGUCAUGGACCGCGACGGCGGCGAGCCCGCCCGCGCCCUCGCGCGCGCCCUCACGUCCCUCAACCAGCCGCUCUCCUACGUCCUCUCCGGCGGCUACCGCGGCUGGCGCGACGCGGCGGGCCUGCCCGUGGUCGAGGCGGCCGACUACAGCGCCGACGCGGGCGCGCUGAUCUCCGACAACGUUGAGGUGGUGGUGGCCCGGGCCCAGGAGCUGUCCAAGCCGCAGACCGCGGUCCCGCUGGUCGGCGGGCUGGUGCUGGCCGUGGUGGCGGCGGUCAACUACCACAAGACCCUCGAGUACCUGGGCGUGCUGGGCGUGCUGCUGACGGCAACCAACAAGGCGCUCAGCUACAGCAGCCCGCAGGAGGCACUGGAUGACAUCAACAAUGUGUUUGGCAAGCUGGGCGGCCUGGCCGACAAGGCAGGCCAGGUCCUGCCCAAGAAGCCCAGCCGGCCCAUCCCUGCCAUCCAGCUGUCACUGGAUGACGCGGUCCGCCCCGCGGGCGAGGGCGGCGCCAAGGAGCGGCCGCAGGGCCGCCCCGGGGGCGAGGGCGGCAUCAAGGAGGGCGCAAUCUCAGACGUCUUGGCGGCGGAGGGGGAGGGCAACUCUUGA